AUUUUCGGCCGGGACAGUAGCACAGACAGCAGCAGCGAAAGUGAGAAAUAACUCCGUGAACUGGGAUAAUUCUGACCGCGAGGACUGAUGAGCGAACAAAAACACAUAUGAAGGGCAGCAGGAUGAAUGUGGAGACUCUCAGUAAAGCUGAACUUCUGAUGCUGCUCAGCAUUCUGGAAGGAGAACUGGAAGCACAAGAUGUAGUCAUACACACACUCAGGGCACAACAGAGAGAUGCAUUUGUACAAGAGCGAUAUGGACAUUACAACCUCCGUGACCCCUUCAUAGCACUGCUGAGAGACAGCGAGCUGUCGCAGGCUCAGGAUGAUGGAGGGCAGAGUCCCGUGUGUCUGAACCCGCUGGGCGUGUUGAAGCUAGUGAUGGCCCACUGCACCAACAUGAAGGAGAAAAUGAUGAAACAGCUCGCUGCUGCAGAGAGGAGACACAGACGGGUAAUAGCAGAUUUAGAAGAAGAGAAACGACGGCGUGCUCAAGACAAUGCUGCGGGUGAUGACAUCACUGCCAUGCUGGAGAAGGAACGAGACAGACUUCUGCAACAGCUGGAGUUUGAGAGGGCUCAAGUCGAGCGUUUAGAACGUGAGCGGUCAGUCCUGUCGAAUCAAGCUGAGGAGGAUUUAGCGCAGCAGCAACAGUUAUCCUCGACACUGGCGAAAGAAUGUCAGAAGGCUACAGCACGGGCAGAGGAGGAGAGCCAGCGGGUUGCAGAGCUCAGCCGCCAGCUGGAACAGGAAAGCAGUACCAUCAAAACCCUAAAGGGGGAGCUGGAGAGCGAACGCGCUCAUGCUCAGCAGAUGGAGGCGAGAGCUGAGAGAAAGCUGGCCGAAUUGGAUACAGAGCGCGAACAGAUGAGAGGGAAACUACUGAAGGAAGAAAAACGAUAUCAGGAGCUUUUGGAGAAGUUCAAUAGCCUAAAAAAAGAGUUGGAUGAAAUGAAAGAAAGAGAAACGGCAGGACUGGAAAAGGACAAUGAAGAAAAUGUAAAAACCACAGGGAUCAUGCCUCCUCUUAGUCAAACAGAAGUCGAUGGCAAAGCCAUUGCAUCUAAAUCAUCUCCGCAACCCAACCUAAAUGGCCACCACACUCCCAGAGAACCAGAGUCUCCAGCAGACGAGAGGUGCAAGGAGGUGGGAUCGGUGGACAAUGGGGUAGUACUCCCUGGAGGAAGUGGAGCCUUGCAGUGUCUCUCCCCAAGCAGUCCUGCCUCGUCCUCCCUUAGCUCAUCUCCUUGCUCUUCCCCAGUACUGACCAAGCGUCUGGCCUCUAUAGGUUGCUCUAGUCCGACCUAUCCAUCCUCUUACCAGGCCAGCAUCAACCAGCGAUUCCAAGCAGCACGCCACAAGUUUCAGCAGCAAGCUGAGGCAGAGCAGCAACACGGAGCAUCCGUUGUCCACUCACCUCGAGACCUUUCUCCUACUGCGGCUGCUCCUACUACUCCAGACAAUUCUACUGCAAAACAGAUUGCCCGCAACACUGUCACUCAGGUGCUGUCACGGUUCACGAGCCAACAAGCAACAAUUAAACUCCCUCCGUCCAACAGCUCGCCCUUUGGCACUGAUUACCGCAACCUGGCCGCAGCCUCCUCGCCGACAGGGAAGAGCCCAGGGGUUCUUUCACCAGGGAUCCGCUCACCAAUAAUUCCUAGGGCGGAGAAGAUUCAUCCACCCCCUGUUCCUCCUAAAAAUCAGGGGGUCAACCAGUCUACCGGCUCACCGGUUCCUUCUGGCAGGGCCAGCCACUUCCCCGAGCUCUCUGGGAGCUGUGGUCUCACCAGUGGUCAGGAAGAUGCAAAAGAGCUUGACUUGGUCGUGUCGUCAUCUAGUUAACCAGCCUGGAGUUCACACCUGUUGAAGUCUUCUCCACUCCAUUCCAUCCAGUGGCAUCUAAAGCACUCUUGAGAACCUCAAGGUUUCCUUCUUUUAUUUUCACCCUUAUUGUCAUGUCAUACUUGUCAAUUCUUGUCCUUAAAGGGAUAGUUCACCCAAAAAUGAAAAUUCUGUCAUUAAUUACUCACCCUCAUAUCGUU
Molecule: messenger RNA, 2044 nt
Organism: Sinocyclocheilus rhinocerous
Lineage: Eukaryota; Metazoa; Chordata; Actinopteri; Cypriniformes; Cyprinidae
Gene: cttnbp2nlb
Product: CTTNBP2 N-terminal like b
Exons: 5
Coding region: 108-1844 (578 amino acids)
Source: RefSeq, a predicted model, not a curated record